Molecule: messenger RNA, 9597 nt
Organism: Rattus norvegicus (Norway rat)
Lineage: Eukaryota; Metazoa; Chordata; Mammalia; Rodentia; Muridae
Gene: Dhx30
Product: DExH-box helicase 30
Cellular component (GO): cytoplasm; mitochondrion; mitochondrial nucleoid
Molecular function (GO): ATP hydrolysis activity; RNA helicase activity; nucleic acid binding
Source: RefSeq, a predicted model, not a curated record
GGACGUGCCUCUUUGAAUGCCAAGAAAUACACUAUGCUCUUGGGGUGGAUAGCUGCCCUGUGUGCUGAGCUGUUGGUGCUGCACACUGCUUCUCUUGCUGUGCCUCCAGGAGGCUUCCACAGGGUGUGCAGAAGACAUCUUGCUGUGCAUAGAUAGUUAAGCUUUCUUUCUCACAUGCUGCUUCUGUUUCCUUUGUGUGUCUGUGUGUGUGCAUGCGUGUGUGCGUGCAUGUGUGAGUGUGCUGGUGGUGGUGGUAUUAGGAAGGCCCUAAACAUCAGGCCUCACAGACACAAUGCUAGCACUCUACCAUUGAGCUGUAUUUCCCCUCCUCCUCCUCUUUCUUUUUCCUCUGAGAUGGAAUCUUAGAGUAAUGCACAGGUGGCUUUGAAGUUCUAGCUCAAGCAAUCCUCUUUCCUUCACUUCCCAGUAGGUGGGUUCUAAGUAAUGCAUGAACACUCUAGAGGCUUCACUGGAAUUCUGCCUUAAGAACGAACUGUGAAAGCCAGAUGUGGGGAUAAGCACCUGUAAUCCAACAGUAGGAAAACAUGAGGAUCAGGAGUUCAAGACCAGUUUUGGCUACAGUAGUACAUGAUACUUUAUCUCCCUGUACGCAUAGAAAAAGAAGGUAUGUGGUAAAAAUAGUAUCUUUAGUGUUCAAAUAGAAUAAAUGGCACCCAGAAGACAGCGGUCAUUUCUAUUGAGCAGAGCCCAUUAGAGACAUUUUGAAUCGAAAGCAAAAAAUGAUCAUCUCAGCUGUGCUGUGGUGGAGCGCGCUUUUAAUCUUAGCAAUAGGGAGGCAGAGUCAGGCAGAGCUCUAUGAAUUUGAGGCCAUCCUGGUCUACAGAGAGAGUUCUAAGACAGCCAGGGCUACACAGAGAAACUCUAUCUUGAAAAACCAAAUCAUUUCCUUUCCAGACUUGUCCCCAUACUACCACCAAUUUCUUACCAAAGCCUCCUUCCAAAAUAAGUGUGAAUAUGUAAAAAAGAAACCUGUAAGUGUCCUCUGUGUCUUUUCCUUCCUACCCAGCAUUGAGGCAUGGAGCACUAGAAAUCCCGCAGGAUAAUCUCCCCAGGUCCAGGGCCACAGUUUACUCUUUCCUGUGUAUUCCUUAUGCAGUCAUGCUUUUCCUGAUGCAGGGCCUGACAUUAAGGGCUCUGGGGCUUCCAUGUGUGGGGAGUGUUUACCUAACCCUGAUAGCUCUUCUUUUAUUCUUAUCUCCAGUCAGCUUGACGAUGGCUUAUCAGUUUGAGCAUGAUAAGUUGAGUACAUUGCCACAUGCUGGCUGAGAGCCCCAGUGUUUUAGGUGUUGAUAGACCCCCUAUUUCCUAAGGUACUGUGGUUUGCACAGAGUCUAAGUUGUCUUGGGUUUCCUUCUGUUGUCUUUUGGUGCUCACUUCCUAAACAUGUCGGCUUAUGCCUGAACUCUAGCAAUUGGGAGGGUGAGGCAAAAAAGGAUUGCUACAAGUUUGAGGCAGCCUGGGCUACAUAAUUAGUUGUAGUUCAGUCUGGACUAUAGAGUAAUACCAUGAAUCAAAAUAUAAGCGAAGCUUAAGCUCCUAAACAUUCCCCUGCAGACUCAGAUCCUUUACACCUUGAUUCUGUUUAGUGGUGAUGUCCUGCCUGAUGCAGAAGUACACACAAAAGGAGCUGCUGAGUUGGCUCUGCAGGUAAUAGUCACUGCCGUGCUUUCCUGAUGAUCUGAGCUCAGGGCCUGGCACUCAUGGUGGAAGGAGAACCACAGUCAUGCAUAUACACUAAAAAUUAAUAAAAUACAAACUAAAUAAAAAGAAUCUCUCUAAGUUAGUAAUCUUAUAUAUAAUAUAUAUCAUAUAUACUAUAUGGAUAUAUACUAGUAUAUAUCAUAUAUACUAUAUGGAUAUAUCCUAGGAUGUCAGGGAUUUGCUUUCUCCCUUCUGAGUGCUGGGGUUAAAUUCAUGAACUACCAUAUCCAGUUAUAUUUCAGGUUUUACUUUCAUGUUUUUCUGUUGCAAUUUACUCUGCCAUGAUAGCAGGAAAGCAGUAAUUGACAUUAUAUAAGCAAAUUAGCAUAACUUCCUUACAGGGCUAACGAUGCACUUCAGUUGGCAAGAGUAUUUUCCUAGGUUGAAAUACUGAAUAAAUGGGGUGUGCUGGCACAUCCUGUGCUCCCUGAACUCAACAGGAUCAGUAGUUCAAGGUCAUUGUUGGCUAAAUAGCAAGUGCAAGGCAGGAUGGGAGUAAGGAUACUAUGUUCAAAUACAACAAAGACCCUACAGUAACAGCAGUGGCCUGGAUUAGGUGUGUAGUCAAAGGUUUGCUAAGGCCUACUCUGAGCACUUGGGAGGAGAUCAUAGAAACAGAAGCCUUCCAAAAUCUUGUCUGAAGAGCUGCCUUGAUCUUACAGGAGUCGCUGGUAUUAUGGAGUGACAAAUUUGCUCAAGAUGAUGCUGGCUCUUAGAACUCUGUAUAAUUGAUUUUUAUUAUUUUUCCACAUUCUUGAUAUGAUCCAGGGUGGGUUUUUUUUUGUUUUUGUUUUGUUUUUUGUUUUGUUUGAGACAGGGUUUCUCUGUGUAUCCUUGGCUGUUCCAGAAUUCAAUCUAUAGACCAGGCUGGCCUUAAAUUGGAGAUCCACCUGGUUCUACCUCCCAGGUGCUGGGAUUAGAGACAUGCACCACCACCACUUGGCAUGAACUUUUCUUUUCAGAUUUUAUUUAUUGUUACUGUGUAUAAAUAUUAUACAAUGUGUGUCUGGUAAAGAUGAAAGGACAACGUUAUUGAGUCAGUUCUCUCCUUCCAUGUUUCUCUGGGUUGGGUUGUGGGGAGCUAAACCCAUGGCCUUAUGCAGGUUAGUCACUCUGUCACUGACUGUCAGCCCCAGCCUUUUCUUAGUUUUAGAGACAGGGUCUUAUUUUGAAUCCUAGGCUGACCUUGUACUCCCAAAUCCUCCUGCCUCAGACUAUUAAGUACUGGAUUAUAGGCAUGAGCUACAAUGCCUACCUUCUUUUCUUUGUCUUGAUUUAUUUUUAUUUUGUGUGCAUUGGUGUUUUGCCUGUAUGUGUCUGUGUGAGGGUGUUAGAUUUCCCCGGUACUGGAGUUACAAACAUGUAUGAGCCACCAUGUGGGUGCUGGGAAUUGAAUCAGGGUCUUCUGAAAGGGCAGCCACUGCUCUUAACCACUGAGCCACUCUCCAGCCCCCUUGGUUUCUUGGUUUUUGUUUUUAACAUAAAAUUUCAGGCAUCUGUUUAAAAUGUUUGGUUUUCGUUUUUGUUUUUUUUUAAGAUUUAUUUAUUUGAAUACUCUGUCACUUUCUUCAGACAUAAGACACACCAGAAGAGGACAUCGGAUCUCACUACAGAUGGUUGUGAGCCACCAUGUGGUUGCUGGGAAUUGAACUCAGGAUCUCUGGAAGAGCAGUCAGGGCCUCUGAGCCAUCUCUCCAGCCCUAAAAUGUGUUUUAAGAAUAGAGAAAAUGGCCUAGCAGAUGCCCAUGUUCCUGUCAUGAGGCUCAGAUGUGUAACAGUUCAUAGCAGCGUUGCUCUGUGUGUGUCACUUGGCCUCUUUGGAAGCAAAGCUAGGAAUCAUGCAUGAACACGCUUACGCCUCUGCCAUCCAUAUGCUGGUACCUAAGGCAUGUGUCACCACCGCCGGCCACAUGAGCCACCACUUGGUGGACAGACAUACAUGCAGGCGAACAUCCAUACACAUAACUAACUGGCUGACCGAGCAGAGCAGAGUGCAUUACUGAGGGGAUCUCGAUGGGCAUAGAUCGCUUUCUAGGUAGGGUCUUUUCUCCAGACAACGCAGUUCUCACUUUAUCCUCAGCCACUGUUGUGCCCACCCUGACUUGGUAAAUAUCUUCAUUCUUUUGAAAAAAAAUUAUAGUCUUUGAGGACCAAUUUUGAAGCUGGUUAGACUUCUGGCAAAGUAAUGAGCCACACUGCCAAAUGCAAAGUCCUUAGGGAAGCAUAUUAUCAUGCUCUGCCAUAUAUAUAUAUAAUGACAAGGUUUCUCUGUGCACUUCUGGCUGUCCUCGCUCUAUACAUCAGGCUGACAUCAGAGUUAGAGGUAUUUGGCCACUGUCCAGCUUAUUUAUCUAUUAUUAAAUUAAUUUUAUGUGUAUGGAUGUUUUGCCUUCAUAUAUGUCUGUCUACCAUGUGCAUAGUGGCUCAUGUAGGUGGGGGGUGGUGGUGGUGGUAUAUGUCUUUGAUCCUGGAACUUGGAUGGUAAAGGCAGGUGGAUUUCUGUGAGUUUGAGGCCAGCAUGGUAUACAGAGUGAGUUCUAGGACAGCCAGGGCUAUGUGUGUCUCAAAAUAAAGGAAAAGAAGUAGAACCUCAUGCUGGCCUCAACUUUUUACUUUGUAUUGCCAGAGAUGGCCUUGAACUUCAGUCCUCCUGACUCCACUUCCCCAUGUGGGGUUCAGAGACAUACUCCACUAUACAGUGCUUAUGGUCAAAUCCUGUGAACAUAAUUAUGGAGUCUGGGCAAGCACUAUGAACUAAACUCCAUCCCCAGAGCAGUUUUUUGUAUGUGUUCUUGUUUGAUUUUUUUUUCUUUUUUCUUUUUUUUUUUCGAAGCUGGAGACUGAACCCAGUGCCUUGCGCUUGCUAGGCAGGCGCUCUACCACUGAGCUAAAUCCCCAACCCCUUGUUUGAUUUUUUUUUUUUUUUUUUUUUUUGUUGCAUUGUAUAACCCACAUCAGCCUGGAGCUUCCCGUGGAGACCAGGCUGGACUUGAACGUGUAGCAGGCCUACCUCUGCAUGUGAGUGCGGGUUUCAGCAGGGCCCACCACUCGUCUGGUUUUCCUAUGGACCUUGGCAGUCCUGCUACUCAAUCUCACAGCACACAGAGAUCCACCUCCCUCUGCCUACCUAGGGCCGGGUUUAAAGGUUUGACCACCACAACCAGCUUAGUAAUGUACUUUAUUUAUUUGAUUUUUGAUUUUUUGAAACAGGGUUUCUCUGUGUAGUCCUGGCUGUCCUCCAACUCACUUUAUAGACCAGGCUGGCAUCAAACUCAGAUGCCUCUGCCUUAAAAGUGUUAGAAUUAAAUGUAUAAACACCAUGCCUAGCAGUGAUUGUUUUAAUGAGCUCUCCAGAGGAUUAUUCAAGUCAUGGCUUGAAUGAAACAAAUUUCUUCUUCCCCACUUACCCAACUGCAACCCCCCCCCAGCAAAGUUUUCUCCCAACGUCCUGCGACUUUGAUGCCCACUCUCCACAUAGCCACUGCUUUCAGAUCUAAUUUCAUUCCCAGCCCUCCAAGUCCUCAAAAGCCUUAAGAGACAGAAGAGGAAUAAAAUCCAGGCAUAUUAGUUUGGAAGUGGCAUUGCAGUCUUCACACAAGUGAGGAACAGCAGAACUGCACUCUUAACUGUGGAGUCAGCUCAGUUCUUGGCACAGUGCCCAAGUGCUUUCUCCCUUGACUCCAUUCUAGGAGAUAAAAUCAGUUGAUAUUUGAGAGGUCUUCCCUGUUCUAGAGUCUUCAGGAUUACCUAUAGGAAGGAGAUGGGUGCCCUGCUUACACUGUAUCUACAUCCAAGCCAGGCGUUAUGAAGCAGCCUGUAAGGAGUUUACCAUGUGUAGGACCUGGAGGGAACUUGGCUCGGUUCCUUGAGUGGACGUUGAGCAAAUGCCUAGCGCUAUUUUCUAAGAUUAUCCUGUUCCCUCUCUUGGUUGAGAUCCAGAUGCCUAGUCUGGUUUGCAUUUCCAGGCGAGGAGGCUCAGGCUGUGGGAUGCAUCUAGCUGCAUCCUAGCUUCCUUGCUCUCAGGUCGGCACCGAGUCCCCCUGGCCAGCAGAGGGCGUACGGUACUGCUACCGGUUGCUGAGCCCUCGAAGGUACUGUCGCGGUCUAGGGCCGCGGGGACUGGUGGGAUCGCGAUGGCGGCUGCCAGGCGGCUCAUGGCGCUGGCUGCCGGCGUCUCUCCGCGCCUCCGGCCGCCGGAUCCCCGCGCUGCCGGGCGACAAGGAUGCUCGCGCGGCUUCUCAUCAAGCUUUGUCCGCCCCGAUGGCACUCAGGAAGCUGCCGAGGUCGAAUCAGAGGUGGCCCCUAGCGAACCUGGGGAGGGUGACGGAAGCAUGGUGAACGCUUCUAGGGACCUAUUAAAAGAGUUUCCACAGCCUAAAAACCUUCUCAACAGCGUGAUUGGAAGAGCUCUUGGCAUCUCACAUGCAAAAGACAAGCUAGUCUAUGUGCACACGAAUGGACCGAAGAAAAAGAAAGUCACACUGCACAUAAAGUGGCCCAAGAGCGUGGAGGUGGAAGGCUAUGGCAGCAAGAAGAUCGAUGCCGAGCGGCAGGCGGCGGCGGCAGCCUGCCAACUCUUCAAGGGCUGGGGUCUCCUGGGUCCACGGAAUGAGCUGUUUGAUGCAGCCAAAUAUCGAGUGCUAGCUGAUCGUUUUGGAUCUCCAGCUGACAGCUGGUGGCGCCCAGAACCCACCAUGCCUCCAACUUCCUGGCGGCAGCUGAAUCCUGAGAACAUACGGCCAGCGGGUACUGGAGGACUGUCCCGAUCCUUAGGCCGAGAGGAAGAGGAGGAUGAGGAGGAAGAGCUAGAAGAGGGGACCAUUGAUGUGACGGAGUUUUUGUCCAUGACCCAGCAAGACUCCCACAACCCACUCAGGGACUCAAGGGGGGGCUCCUUUGAAAUGACAGAUGAUGACAGUGCUAUUAGAGCUCUGACCCAGUUUCCACUUCCCAAGAACCUUCUGGCCAAAGUGAUUCAGAUUGCAACAUCUUCCUCCACAGCUAAGAACCUCAUGCAGUUCCAUACUGUGGGUACCAAGACCAAGCUGGCUACACUCACUCUGCUCUGGCCCUGUCCCAUGACCUUUGUCGCCAAAGGGCGCCGCAAAGCUGAGGCUGAGAAUAAGGCAGCAGCCUUGGCUUGCAAGAAACUGAAGAGCCUGGGCCUUGUGGACAGAAACAAUGAGCCACUUACCCAUGCCAUGUACAACCUGGCUUCCCUGCGUGAGUUGGGUGAGACCCAGCGCCGGCCAUGUACCAUCCAGGUGCCUGAGCCCAUCCUUCGCAAGAUAGAGGCCUUCCUGAGUCAUUACCCGGUGGACAGUUCAUGGAUUUCCCCAGAACUCCGGCUGCAGAGUGAUGACAUCUUGCCCUUAGGCAAGGACUCAGGGCCCUUGAGUGACCCUAUCACAGGCAAGCCAUACAUGCCCCUGUCAGAAGCAGAGGAGGUGCGCCUGAGCCAGAGCCUGCUAGAGCUGUGGCGGAGGAGAGGGCCAAUCUGGCAGGAGGCCCCCCAGCUACCUGUGGACCCUCAUCGGGACACUAUCCUCAGUGCCAUUGAACAACACCCAGUGGUAGUCAUCUCUGGGGACACAGGCUGUGGGAAGACCACGCGUAUCCCUCAGCUGCUAUUGGAGCGCUAUGUGACUGAGGGUCGAGGUGCCCGCUGCAAUGUGAUCAUCACACAACCUCGCCGAAUCUCAGCUGUGUCUGUGGCCCAGCGGGUCAGCCAUGAACUGGGACCCUCCUUGCGCCGGAAUGUGGGCUUCCAGGUACGCUUGGAAAGCAAGCCUCCAGCCCGAGGUGGGGCGCUGCUCUUCUGCACUGUGGGUAUCCUGCUUCGAAAGCUGCAGAGCAACCCCAGCCUGGAGGGUGUGAGCCACGUCAUUGUGGAUGAGGUCCAUGAGCGGGAUGUGAACACAGACUUCCUGCUGAUUCUGCUCAAGGGCCUGCAGCGGCUCAACCCAGCCCUUCGGCUGGUGCUCAUGAGUGCUACAGGAGAUAAUGAGCGCUUUUCCCGGUACUUUGGGGGCUGCCCUGUCAUCAAGGUACCUGGCUUCAUGUAUCCUGUCAAGGAACACUACCUAGAGGACAUCUUGGCCAAGCUGGGUAAACACCAGUACCCACACCGGCACCGGCACCAUGAGUCUGAAGAUGAGUGUGCACUUGAUUUGGACCUUGUGACUGAUCUGGUUCUGCACAUCGAUGCCCGUGGGGAACCAGGUGGGAUCCUGUGCUUUCUGCCUGGUUGGCAAGAAAUCAAAGGAGUGCAACAGCGGCUGCAGGAAGCCCUGGGCAUGCAUGAGAGCAAGUACCUUAUCCUACCAGUGCACUCCAAUAUCCCCAUGAUGGACCAGAAGGCCAUAUUCCAACAGCCUCCACUUGGGGUGCGCAAGAUUGUAUUGGCCACCAACAUUGCUGAAACCUCCAUCACAGUUAACGACAUCGUGCAUGUCGUGGACAGCGGUCUGCACAAAGAAGAACGCUAUGACCUGAAGACCAAGGUGUCCUGCCUGGAGACCGUGUGGGUGUCGAGAGCAAAUGUGAUUCAGCGCCGGGGCAGGGCAGGCCGCUGCCAGUCAGGUUUUGCCUACCACUUGUUCCCGAGGAGCCGGCUGGAGAAAAUGGUUCCUUUCCAAGUGCCAGAGAUCCUGCGCACACCUCUUGAGAACCUGGUGCUGCAAGCCAAAAUCCACAUGCCUGAGAAGACGGCAGUGGAGUUCCUCUCUAAGGCUGUGGACAGUCCAAAUAUCAAGGCAGUGGAUGAGGCCGUGAUACUGCUCCAGGAGAUUGGGGUGCUGGACCAGCGGGAGUACCUGACUACCUUGGGGCAGCGCCUGGCCCACAUCUCUACUGAUCCCCGACUGGCCAAGGCCAUAGUGUUGGCUGCCAUCUUCCGUUGCCUGCACCCACUGCUGGUGGUUGUUUCCUGCCUUACCCGGGACCCCUUCAGCAGCAGUUUGCAGAACCGGGCAGAGGUAGACAAGGUGAAGGCAUUGCUGAGCCAUGACAGUGGCAGUGACCAUUUGGCCUUCGUGCGGGCUGUGGCUGGCUGGGAGGAGGUACUGCGCUGGCAGGACCGUACCUCCAGGGAAAACUACCUGGAAGAAAACCUUCUGUAUGCCCCCAGCUUGCGCUUCAUCCACGGGCUCAUCAAGCAGUUCUCAGAGAAUAUUUACGAGGCCUUCCUAGUGGGAAAGCCCUCUGACUGCACACUGCCCUCUGCUCAGUGCAAUGAGUACAGCGAGGAAGAGGAGCUGGUGAAGGGUGUGCUGAUGGCUGGCCUCUACCCCAACCUCAUCCAGGUGAGGCAAGGUAAGGUUACUCGGCAAGGCAAGUUCAAACCCAACAGUGUCACUUACAGGACCAAAUCUGGCAACAUCUUGCUGCACAAGUCAACCAUUAACAGGGAGGCCACCCGGUUACGGAGCCGAUGGCUGACAUAUUUCAUGGCCGUCAAGUCCAAUGGUAGCGUCUUUGUUCGAGAUUCUUCCCAGGUGCACCCACUAGCUGUGUUGCUCCUAACAGAUGGGGACGUGCACAUUCGAGAUGACGGACGUCGGGCCACCAUUUCACUGAGUGACAGUGACCUGCUGCGGCUGGAAGGUGAUUCACGAACUGUGCGGUUGCUAAGGGAGCUUCGGCGGGCCCUAGGAAGGAUGGUGGAGCGGAGCCUCCGCAGCGAGCUGGCUGCACUUCCUCUUAGUGUGCAGCAAGAACACGGGCAGCUGCUUGCACUGCUGGCAGAGCUACUGCGGGGACCUUGUGGCAGCUUUGACGUGCGCAAGACAGCUGAUGACUGAGCCCCUCUUCCGCUGGGGCUAUGUACAGAGUGCAAAUGUUUAUUUAAAAUAAAGUUAUAUUUAUCCCUUGUGA